Messenger RNA from Oryza sativa Japonica Group (Japanese rice), 1727 nucleotides. The record is from RefSeq and is a predicted model, not a curated record. NCBI's taxonomy places the organism in Eukaryota, Viridiplantae, Streptophyta, Magnoliopsida, Poales, Poaceae.
CCCUCUCUUCUCUCCUUCUGGAGAAGCAAACCCUCGCGCCGCCGCCGCUCUCUCCCACCCGCCGCCGCCGCCGCCAUGGACGCCGGCGAGACCUCCACCUCGGACUCGCUGGUACUUGCCACGGGCGCCGCGCAGGGACCAAAGAGGAAGCCGCCCCCGAAGCGCUUCGUCCACACGCCCAUCCCGCCCUCCAUCCUCUCCGACCCAACCCUCGCCGCUGCCGCCACCGGCCUCCUCCCGGCGGCGUACAACUUCGAGCUCCCCAAGACGGCGCACCGCAUCCGCUCCUCCGGCGCCCGCCGCACCGCGCUGCAGCUUCCGGAGGGUUUGCUCCUCUUCUCCCUCCCGCUUUCCCACCUCCUCGCGCCCUUCCUCGAGCCGGACCCCUCCAACGACGUCCUCAUCCUCGCCGAUCCCACCUACGGCGCGUGCUGCCUCGCCGACCGCCCCGCCAAGGCGCUCGCCGCCGACGUGCUCGUCCACUACGGCCAUUCCUGCCUCGUCCCCGUCACCUCCUCCCUCCUCCCCGUGCUCUACGUCUUCGUCGAGAUCCGUGUCGACGCCCAACGCCUCGCCGACGCUGUCCGCGCCGCCUUCCCGGACCCCGCCGAUGCGCCCCGCCUCGCCAUCGCCGGCACCGUGCAGUUCAUUUCGGCAGUUCACGCAGCGCGUGAGAUCCUCAGUCACGAUGGUUACCAGGGCAUCGUCGUGCCACAGGCAAAGCCGCUGUCCGCCGGCGAGGUUCUUGGGUGCACAGCACCUGCCCUGAAAAGGUCCGAGGGGGUCGGAGCGGUGGUGUUCGUCGCAGACGGGAGAUUCCACCUCGAGGCAUUCAUGAUUGCCAAUCCCGGGGUCAAGGCCUACCGCUUUGAUCCAUUCCUGGGUGUGCUUGUGCUGGAGGAGUAUGACCAUGUCGGGAUGAAGCAAGCGAGGAAGGAGGCGGUGCUGGCAGCAAGGAAGGCCAAGAGUUGGGGAGUUAUACUAGGCACCCUUGGGCGGCAGGGAAGCGUAAAAGUUCUCGACAGGGUGGUGGAGCAUUUGGAGGAGAAAGGGCUGGAACACACAGUAGUGCUCAUGUCGGAGCUGUCCCCGGCAAGGAUGGAGCUGUUUGGGGAUUCGGUGGAUGCGUGGGUGCAGAUUGCAUGCCCACGUUUGUCGAUUGACUGGGGUGAAGGAUUCAAGAAGCCAAUGCUGACGACAUUCGAGUUUGAUGUUGCACUGGGCUAUGUUCCUGGAUGGUGGGAGAAGGGGAGUAGGGAAUGUGGCAGUGGAGAUGCCACCGGUUGUUGUUCAGGAUCAGGAACUUCCACAGAUUGUGGUUGCAGCAAUGGUGGUUGUGCUGACAAGGACUUUGGGGGGGAGUACCCAAUGGAUUACUACUCUCAGGAUGGAGGUGAUUGGAACAGCUGCUACAUGAAGAAGAAGCCCUCUACUGGAGAGAGAAAGCUGCGAGUUCGGAUUGGCAGCAAAGUUCAAGUUGAGGAUAAGCAACAAAGCUAAUAUCGUUGAAACGAGAUAUCAAGAGCAGCUUCAUGUUUCUUCAGAAGUUUUGACACCAGAGUUGAAUAGUAUUUUUGAUCUUAGCACUGCCGUUACGAGUGCUGUGAUAUCUGUAUCUGUACACAGAUGUAAACUACUCGAUCCUGCGCCACACUGUAAUGCUGUGAUGUUGUCUUCCCAUAAAGGUGAAAUGAUUCUAAGUUUAUGGAGCACAAUUUUGCAUUCUC